UUUUUACGGAUCUGUAAUCUAAUGUUUGACAUCUUAUUUUCAGACUUUUGUUUUGUUUUUGUUUUGUGAACCGUAGCCGUCUGGUGCAAUUGAUGAAGUUGUUUGUGUUAAAUUAGCCCGCGCGCCGCCUCUGACAGAAUUUUAAAUUGAACGUACCCAGAAUGCGCCUCGGUUUGUCGACGUACGGCGUGCGGAGUUAUUGAGCUCUCAUAACACCGAGAGUGCUUGGUUGGAGGUCACUUAUUACGUGUUUAUUCGUUUGAAAGUGGACACUGCGGUGAGGUGACGGGGGGACUGAAAUGGUGUUUUUGACGCUGUCUUGUUGGAUCAGAAGCCGAGGACCCGACAGAUACUGGAAGGUCCAGGAGGUCCUCAAGCAUGCACGGCACUUCAGAGGCAGGAAGAACCGCUGCUACAGCCUGGCCGUGCUGGCUGUCAGGAGGGCGUUCGUGUACGCCACCAAAGCUCGGAAACUUAAGAAGCGCAACAUGAGGACGCUCUGGAUCUCACGGAUUGCUGCAGCAACACGAGAGCACGGCAUGAAAUAUCCCGCCCUCAUGCACAAUCUGACUAAGAGCAGCGUCCAGCUCAACCGUCGCGUCAUCAGUGAUCUGGCCGUUACAGAGCCUCGGUCGUUCCUCUCACUUGCAAAACUGGCAAGGGCUCGGCAACAAGAAGGCUUCAGGGCAGCACUGGGUGAUGGCAAAGAGCCUUCUGGUGUGCUCUCCCGUGUAGUUAUGCUGCAGUAAAGGACUUGCCACAGUUAUGGAUAAAUGAUUGUUUUUUUGGGGGGGCGGGGGGGUUAAAGAACAGCGUUUAUUUAAAAAAAAAAAAAAAAAAAAAUUGAACUGACACAGACACCUCAUUUUAGGAUUUCAUCAAAAUGUGUUUCUUGUAUGAUUCGUUUAAAGAAUUGCAUUUGUGUGUGGUGAUUCAUGAUCGCUCGAUCAGAGAUCCGGCUUGAAUUCGAGCUGUAACACAGGUUGUCUGUUUGGGGAAAAACAGGAAUUUUACAGGCCGAUCAAAAAGUAAUCGGUUUUGUGACACUUCUGCUGGUCCUGUGCUUCUUGUUGGCUUUAUAUUUGAACAAGUCAAUAAGGAGUCUCAUGUUAACGAGCUUUCCACUGGUCUCUCGUAGAAAUGAUUUUUGGAGAGAUUUUUAAAAUAGUACCAACAGUGUAUCAUUCCUGAAGUAAACUUGCCUACAGCAGCACAGAUCAUUAUGUGUGCAGUAUUUUGACUCCUGAACUUCGAGAUCAGUAUCUCUGAUUGUGUUCUUCAUACGAACUUCAUGUAUAAAACCCGUAAAUCCAACUUUCACUGGUAUUUAUCAAUGGCUGCACAGAAUCCCUGGCAGGAGGUAAACUUAAACUUCCUAAAACAGGAAUGUGUUGCCAACAUGUGGUGUCACCUCCUGAUUACCUCCAGUGUCUUCACACAUGGUCUUGUUAUCAUUUCCAUAAACCUGUUUAUCAUAUGCAACCUUGAGUUAUGACUGAAAGUUUUUCUUUUUGUUUGUUUUUUAAGGUUGGCCUUUUUUUGUUUCUGUGUAAAUAUGUGUUUUACCACCUUUUGUGGGUCGGUUGUCCUCUAAAUGUUUAGCUCAUUAAACAUUUUUGAUAUAUA
Molecule: messenger RNA, 1626 nt
Organism: Maylandia zebra (zebra mbuna)
Lineage: Eukaryota; Metazoa; Chordata; Actinopteri; Cichliformes; Cichlidae
Gene: mrpl20
Product: mitochondrial ribosomal protein L20
Biological process (GO): translation
Cellular component (GO): ribosome
Molecular function (GO): rRNA binding; structural constituent of ribosome
Source: RefSeq, a predicted model, not a curated record